AACGGCUCCGGGGCGGGGCCCGCGGGGUGAGGGGUCGGUAAAUAUUGGUGACGUCACACCGCCAAGAUGGCGGAGGGGGAGGACGGGGGCUGGUGGCGGAGCUGGCUCCAGCAGAGCUACCAGGCCGUCAAGGAGAAGUCCACAGAGGCUCUGGAAUUCAUGAAGCGGGACCUGGCUGAGUUCACCCAGGUGGUGCAGCACGACACCGCCUGCACCAUCGCCGCCACCGCCAGCGUGGUCAAGGACAAGCUGGCAAGGGCGGAAGGCUCCUCAGGUGCCACUGAGAAGGUGAGGAAGGGGCUGUCUGACUUCCUGGGGGUCAUCUCGGAUACCUUUGCUCCUUCACCGGACAAGACCAUUGACUGUGACGUUAUCACACUGAUGGCAACACCCUCAGGUACCACCGAGCCCUACGACAGUGCCAAGGCUCGUCUCUACAGCCUCCAGUCCGACCCAGCCACCUACUGCAACGAGCCUGAUGGCCCUGCUGAGCUGCUGGAGGCCUGGCUCGCUCAGUUCAGCCUGGAGGAGAAGAAAGGGGAGAUUGCAGAGCUGCUGGCAACCAGCCCUUCCAUCCGGGCACUCUACACCAAAAUGGUCCCUGUGGCUGUUUCUCACUUGGAGUUCUGGCAGCGCUACUUCUACAAAUUGCAUCGCCUGGAGCAGGAUGAAGCCCGGAGGGAGGCUCUGAAGCAGCGAGCGGAGCAGAGCAUGCACCAAGAGGAGCCAGGCUGGGAGGAGGAUGAAGAGGAGUUCUUGGGGAUGUCCCCCCUGCCUUGUGCAAACAUCACAUUUCCAGGAGCAGCACAGAAAGAACCCGCCCCAGCAGCCCCGGAGGGAAACCACCCCGCUGCUCCCAAGGGCCCCUCCGGGGAGAGCUGGGCUGUGCUGCCCCCAGAGCUGGUCCCAGUGGAGCAGAGCCCCUCGGAGAGCAGCGAGAGCGUGUCCCUUGUGACUCAGAUUGCAAACCCUGCCUCUGUGCCUGCCACCCAGCUACAGACUGCAGCUGCACCCACGGGCACCGGGGACCUCUCCCAGAGGCUGGUGGAGGCCACCUUGGAAGAGCAGAGCUCCCUGGCAAAGCCCUCAGAAGCUGCUCAUCCUUCUGCACCUGCCGAGGAAUCAGCAGCAUCCUCGGAGCCGGCAGCAGGAACAGAGCUCAGAGAGCUGGAGAGCAAAGGCAGGACAGAGACUCUGAGAGAGGAAGGGCCCACAGACCUGCGAGUCUUCGAGCUCAACUCGGAUAGUGGCAAAUCCACCCCCUCCAACAACGGCAAGAAAGGCUCCAGCACAGAUAUCAGCGAGGACUGGGAAAAGGACUUUGAUCUGGACAUGACGGAAGAGGAGGUGCAGCUGGCGCUCUCGAAGGUGGAAAUGUCUGGGGAGCUGGAAGAUGAAGAGUGGGAAGACUGGGAAUAAAGCAGCUGCUUCCAGUGUGUGUCACAGGCUCAUUUCCACCAUCGAAUGUGAAUUCAAUCACGGACCGGCUGUUCCUUUGUGUGUGACUGUGCUGGGGGUUGCAGUUCCAGGCUGGAGGAGUUCCAUUCCUGCUAAAACCUCUGGGCAGCAAGUGACCCCUUCAGAUCCAGGAGGAGGAAGCAGGAGGUCACUGGCACACAGGAGCCCGACUUCUGCAGAGGUCCUAGAGACUGGCCAAGACAAAACUGCCCCUGAUGUGUCAGGAUGAAGCAGAGUGAGGGGUCCCUGGGGCCAGCUGGGCACUCAGAGCCCUGCCAGGUGUGUUGGGUGCUGCCAGGCUGCCAGCUGGCUCCUUCCUUGCUUGUGUGUGCACGUGUAACCUACAGCUGAGAGGCUCCUGGAUGUGGCUGUGCCUGCUCCGCUCGCUGCUCCGCAAUUCCCACCCAGAAAGCAACACCCAGGGAGGGCCUGAGGUCUGGAGGUGCUGCAGAAAAAGGCUCAUGGCUUUGACCCUAGAAGGAGCCAACCCCUGCCAAACCCCGAGUUUCUGCCUGGCUUUUUGUCUUGGAAGCUUUUUCUCAAGGAAACUCCUGUUUCCAGCAGUUCCUCGAAGAGCCAAGGCCUGCUGCUCCUCCCUUUGCAGCUGCACCACCUUCCUGCACUGGGUUUUGUGUCUUUCUAGUUAAAUUCUCCAAGCAAAAUCCUCGUGGCUUGCUCUUACUCGAGCCCUGCUGGGCUGGCAGUGGUUUGGGUCACCUGGGAGCAGAAGAACAGAACUGCUCAUGUUGGUGCCUAGUUCUGCCCUUGCAAAGGCCCAGCCUGACCCACUGACCACUUCAGCCUCUGCCUGACCAUCCUGGGGAGGGAGAGGCUCCCAAAUGCAGGUGGUCCCUGCUGGCUGAGGCUGUGUGUCCCCAUCUGAACCCGUCCCACCCGUGCCAGGCCCUGCAGCCACCACGAGCUUUGCUGUGCUCGCUUGGGUUCCUUCAGUUCAGCCCCUGAGACUGCUUGCAACACUUCCUUCAGCCCCACGGCCUCUUUUUGGGGCAGUUUCCUUGUCACAGCAGGAGAUGCUGCUGAUGCUCAGUUAUCCCAAGGGGACAGUGCCCUCGCUGCUCUCCCUGGCCUUUUGGGUGGUGGGGUGACACUUUCUGCCUUUGUCCUGCCCCUUCCAGGGCUGCUCCACUGGGGCUGGGGGUUUCCUGCUGGGUUUGGACAGCAUUAAAUGAGGUGCACUUGGCAAGAGUUGGGGUUUUGGGGUUGGGUUUUCUUCCUUUGGGGUGACUCCUGGUGGGAGCAUCCCUGUCCUGACAAAUCCCAGGGGACAGCUCUGCUCCUGCCUGGGGUGUGGUGGGUCCAGCAGAGCCUCACCUUGUCCUGGCUCAGAUUAUGGUGGGCAGGGGACACAGGGGACACCAGUGGGGACCUGGGGCUGGUGUGAGUCCCAGCUGAUCCUACAGCAGAGCUCGAGGGUGCAGCAUCUGUGUCACUUUCUUUUCUUCUUUAGUUGAAUUAACCGUUGGGUUGGUUGUGCAAUAUUCUCUGUUCUUGAACUAUUCCGCCUCUCCCUGAGCCUUUUCUAGCUGGGGUGACAAACCAGGAACAAUUCUAACAGCUGGUAGUUUUGUAACAAUGACUUUCUCCAAACCUUUUACAGACUUGCAGUUAACAGCAAUUAAAGGAGUUCUCAGAGUCUC
Parus major (Great Tit) is the source of this 3116-nucleotide messenger RNA. RefSeq names its product BSD domain containing 1 (gene BSDC1). Bases 67 to 1419 code for a protein of 450 amino acids. The record is from RefSeq and is a predicted model, not a curated record. NCBI's taxonomy places the organism in Eukaryota, Metazoa, Chordata, Aves, Passeriformes, Paridae. The transcript has 11 exons. Gene Ontology annotation, cellular component: cytoplasm.